Molecule: messenger RNA, 1929 nt
Organism: Colletotrichum graminicola M1.001
Lineage: Eukaryota; Fungi; Ascomycota; Sordariomycetes; Glomerellales; Glomerellaceae
Exons: 2
Coding region: 1-1929 (642 amino acids)
Source: RefSeq, a predicted model, not a curated record
AUGUCUGCCGCCAACUUGAGCCUCCGGCCCUUGACCUUGUUGGUAGGCUUCGCUUACUACUCUCUCCUCGGUGGCCGUCUCGAUACUGUCCUUCUCAUCCUCUUCUCGGCCCUUCGCAACAGACACGCCCUCGCGGAUCUCGUCUCAGGCUACGUCGACACGCACACCCUGCGCCACCAGCUCCUCCUCCUCCUCCCGGGCUUCAUUCUCGGCUUCGUCGUCGUCCAGGUCUGCCGCUUCUUCCUGGGGCUCGCGGCGGGUACGCGAGACGCCGCGAAAUGGACGACGCCUGUGAGACCGCUGCUGAUCCCCUGUACGACGACGCACCGCCGGACAUUCCCGGAGAAGCACGCCUUUGAGUACUCGUACCUCGUCGUGGGCAUCCCCGUCGGCUGGAGUGGCACCUACGCCGGCAUGGUCUCGAGCGAUGUCCAGGCGCCCGGCUGGACGUCGUUGUUCUCCGUGUCGCCGCAGCCCGGCAAGGGGUGGUUUGAUGUCGACCCCGCGGAUUAUCUCGACCGAGGCAAUGGGCAUCUCGGGCUCAGGGGAAAGCUGGAUGCGUAUCUCGAAUCACAGGGCGCCGAUCCGGCGCAGUAUCCUGGCGCCUAUCUCGUCACUGCGGCCAGGUUUAUGGGGUAUCACUUCAAUCCGGUCUCCUUUUGGUACCUCUACUCCAAAGACAAGGAGCUGGCGGCCAUGAUCCUCGAGGUGAACAACACCUUUGGUGAGCGCAGGAUGUACUUCCUCACCACUGACGCUCUCCCGUCAGAGCAGCGCCUCAAGAGAGGCGACGACACCGGGGAAGGCGUCUCAGAGCCCGACUCCACAGGAGACCAAGAGUCUAACGGCAAAAGGCCCACGGUGAGACUGACCAAGCAAUGGCCAAAGGACUUCCACGUCUCCCCCUUCAACUCGCGCAAGGGCGCCUACUCCCUCUCGGCAACCGACUUCUUCGGCCCCGGUGCUCGCGGGGCCUGCGUCCUCGACAACACAAUCACUCUCAAGUCCUCAAAAGACCACCCCAAGCUCGUUGCCCGCCUCUUCAACUCGGGCCCCGCCAUCGACCCGGGCUCCAUGUCCGCCCCCCAGAAGCUCGCCUUCCUGUGCCGCUGGUGGUGGGUCGGCUUCUUGACGUUCCCCCGCAUCGUCAAGGAGGCCGGCGUCCUCUUCUUCGGCAGGAGGCUGCACGUAUGGUACCGGCCGGAGCCGCUGAAGGAGAGCAUGGGCCGUCGGGCCGACGCGACGGAGAGCCGGCUCGAGCCCAUCUUCCGAGCCUACCUGCGCCACCUCGUCAAGCAGUCCGCGGCCGCCGUCGCCGUCAGGUACAUACCCGCCGGCAUGGACUCGGCCGGCCCCGAGGUGAUGCAGUCCCCGGCCGCGAAGAAGAGCCCCAAACGCGCCGAGGAGCUCGACUUCAAGGUCCUCACGCCGGCGUUCUACGCCCGCUUCGUGCACUACGCCCACGAUCUCGAGGCCGUGUGCUGCGAGUUCCAGGACAACUCCACGAUAUGGAUCUCGCGGCCGGACCUCCUCCCGAAGCUCAUCCUCAAGAAGCCCACGCCGCCCCUCAAGACGACCAACGUGGUCGACUUUGUCUGCUUCCGAGCCAUCCGGGCCCUGCGCCGGAGGCCGGAACGCAUCGAGCGGCCACUCACCUCCGCCGGGUCGCCGGGUGAAGGCCAGCGGGAUGGCGGCGGCGGCGUGCAAAAGGUGGAUAUCCGCGACUUUCGCAUCUCGUCCAUGGAUGGCUUCAUCCUCAGGCACCCUGAGGCGCAGAUGCGGAGCGUCUACCGGUCGCUCGUGCUGCGGGUGUUCCUCGCCGACCGCCUGGCACUGGGGAGCGUGGAGCUGCUGGGCUUGCAGCACCUUAUCGUGCGUGCGGGCGUCGCUUGGGCCCUGUCGUCGUUGGUCGCUCCGUUGGUGAGAUGA